Messenger RNA from Rhodamnia argentea, 2389 nucleotides. RefSeq names its product vicilin Jug r 2.0101. The transcript is spliced from 8 exons. Lineage: Eukaryota; Viridiplantae; Streptophyta; Magnoliopsida; Myrtales; Myrtaceae. The coding region runs from base 43 to 2220 and encodes 725 amino acids. The record is from RefSeq and is a predicted model, not a curated record.
CUUCAUAAACGCGAAAUUUCCUUCUGCAAACUACGAACAAAGAUGAUUUUCAAAGUCCCGCCGCACCUUCUCUCUCUCCUCAUCCUCUUCCUCUCUCUUUGCCGCACGUCGCUCGCCCUCCGGCGGGACCCGGAGGCCGCCGAGGUCCUGCGGUGCCUGGACGAGUGCAACGACGAGGACGUGCAGGAAUACAUCGCGUGCCACAAAGAGUGCGAGCUCCGAUACCGGGAGCGUGAGGAGAGGCGAGAAGAGGAGGAGAGACCUGGAAGCCGAGAGCUCGACCCCCGGUGGAGGAGCCGUCGCGGCCGCGGCGGAGAGGGUGGUGGAGGCGAGUGGGAGCCAGAGGGCCCCGGCCGUGAGCGGGAACCGGCGAGGGGCCCCCGGGCCGAGUAUGACCAGUGCCGGCGGCUGUGCGAGCCAUUCAAGCGGCGGGAGAGGGAGCAGUGCUGGGAGCAGUGCGAGGAGCGGGAGAGGGCACGGGAGAGGCGGCGGGACAGGGAGAGGGAGCGUGAGGUCGACAGCGGAGUCUGGGAUCCUCCGGCGGAUCCCUCUCGGUAUGAACGGUGCGAGCACGCGUGCGAGAGGCAGGCCGGGGGCCAGCAGAGGCAGCUGUGCAAAUUUAGGUGUCGGCAGGAGAGAGAGCGGGAGGAGAGGGAGAGACCUGGAGGAGGAGAUGUUAAUCUCUCCUUAGCCACUACGACCGAAGAUCCGCAGCAACAGUUCCGACACUGCCGGCGAAGAUGCGAGCAACAGCACCACAGAGAACCGCAGCGCGAGCAGUGCCGGCAAGAAUGCGAACGGCAGUUCCGGGAGCAGCGACGGGGUAAGAGAAACCCUCUAGAACAAGAAGAGGAGGAGGAGGAAAUGGGAGAGUGGAGGGACAAUCCGUACUACUUCCAUUCGCGGAUGCUCCGGAGCCGGUUCAGAUCGGAAGAAGGUCAAAUCAGAGUGCUCGAGCGGUUUGACAGGAGGUCCGACCUCCUCAGAGGCCUUAAGAACUAUCGUCUAGAGAUCUUCGAGGCGAACCCCAACACGUUCGUGUUGCCUCACCACAUCGAUGCCGAUUGCAUUCUCGUUGUCUUGAAGGGUGAAGGGACUAUAACUUUGGUGGGGCAAGAAAAGAGAGAGUCCCACCACUUGGAGCGCGGCGACGUAAUCAGAGUUCCCGCUGGAACUACCGUUUACUUUGCCACUGGCAGCGGAUGCGACGAGCAAGUUCUGAUCGCCAAGCUAAUUCAGCCCGCUAAUACUCCCGGCAAAUUCGAGGAAUUUUACCCUGUCGGUACCGAAAACCCGGAAUCAUACUAUACGGUCUUCAGCAGCGAAAUCCUCGAGAGUUCAUUGGGAACAUCAAUAGACCAAAUAGGAAGGCUGUUCGGGCAACAGAGGCAGGGCGUGAUCAUAAGAGCCAGCGAAGAGCAACUGCAGGCACUGAGCGAACACCGUGGCAAGUCGAAGAAGAAGAAAGGACACGGCUCGAAUGGUCCGUUCAAUCUGCUGGGACAGAAGCCGAUCUAUUCCAACGAGUUCGGCCGGUUCUUUCAAGCCUCGCCCGAAGAGUUCAAGCAACUUCAGGACUCGGGCGUCUCUGUGACUUUCGCGGAAGUUAACCAAGGUUCGAUAAUGGUGCCGCACUAUAAUUCAAAGUCGAUGACGGUGGUGCUUGUGGUGGAAGGAUACGGAUGGUUCGAGAUGGCUUGCCCUCACCUAGGGCGAGCAAGGCGGAGGUGGUGGUCGGUUGGAGGGAGAGAACAAGAGGAGGAGGAGGAGCAAGGAGGCGGUGCAAGAUACGAAAAGGUAACAUCCCUACUGUCACCUGGCGACGUUUUCGUUAUCCCAGCGGGUCACCCAAUCGCUAUCGCCGCAGAGCAGGACGGGAACCUGAGCAUGGUUGGGUUCGGAAUCAAUGCUCGCGAGAACCAGCGAAUCUUCCUCGCGGGGAAAGAGAACAUGAUCAACCAGAUGGACAGAGAGGCCAAGGAGUUGUCCUUCGACAUCCCCGCACGAGAAGUGGAUCGCGUUUUCGGGAACCAGGAGGAGUCCUACUUCGUGUCCUCGCAGCCACAACCUCGGACCAAGCGGAGAGAGCACCGCGAACCCGAAGGAUCACGACAACACCAACAGAGCGAGCGGAUGGACAGAGGUGACAUCGUAGGGUCGGAAGGAUCGCCGACUUCGUCGCCUGUGGCGCCGAUACUGGACUUGGCUGGCCUUUUCUGAGGAGGAAGUAGCAGGAACUAGAGAAGGUUUUGGCCUUCUUUUCUUCUUCUUGUGCAGGGAGAAGAUCCGAAUGUAUGUAAAGAGAGAGUUGAAACUUUGAGCUAUGUUGAGGAAGAAGCAGUAGCAGCUGCCAAAUUGUUCAUAAAUAAAAGCCAAGCUGAACUUGGUA